Messenger RNA from Venturia canescens, 1452 nucleotides. It is a transcript of the gene mRF1, whose product is annotated as mitochondrial translation release factor 1. Gene Ontology annotation, molecular function: translation release factor activity. The record is from RefSeq and is a predicted model, not a curated record. Gene Ontology annotation, biological process: translational termination. Bases 138 to 1376 code for a protein of 412 amino acids. The transcript has 2 exons. Lineage: Eukaryota; Metazoa; Arthropoda; Insecta; Hymenoptera; Ichneumonidae.
CACGUGCGCGUAUUAUCCCCUCGCUCUGCAGUCCGGCCAUCUUUUUUUCUAACGUAAACUCUAUAGUAUCACAAUGUUUCUAUUUUCCAGUCGAAAUUUUCUCAGUAUCUGUCAGACUAUUAAAUAACAUAUUCACAAUGUUAUUUUUUAUUCGCCGUGUGAGAGCGAGCAGUAUUCGUUCUGCAUGGAGUUCGAAAGUAACCGGCGAAAGUUCGCCUGUGUUACACAACCUCAAAUUUAGUUCAAAAGUUGAUCCAGUAAAAUACAUUUCAAUCACGAAAAAAGAAUUUUCAUUGCCUGAUGGAUCAAUGAAAAAGUUUAUAAAAUUUGUCGAAACAGAAGUUGAUAAAGGUCACUCCAGUGACAGUGAGAUUAUUAGUGAAUACGGAUAUGACGAAGUUUCGAGAUUGUUGAAAAGCAGGUCUGAAGUGGAAGAGAGUAUGAGAAGUUUGGAAGAUCUUGUAAACCAAGAUCCUGAGAUGAAAAAAUUGGGUGAAGAGGAGUAUUCGAGUUAUGCGGAUGAACUGGAGAGCCUGGAUGAGGAAUUAUUGAAUUGUUUGUUGCAAAAUAUGGGAAAAGAAAGUUGCAACGACGUUAUAUUGGAGCUAAAAAUAGGUGCAGGUGGUCAAGAAGCAAUGCUGUUUGCCAAAGACUUGCUAGAGAUGUAUAUGGGAUAUUUGGAUUAUUUGGGAUUUAGCCAUGAGGUCAUACACCAGGAUUCAUUGGUAACAACGAGCGGAGCAGGUGGGAUCCGCAAUGCGAGUAUUGCAAUAUCUGGGGACAGAGCUCUUGAGGUUUUGAGACACGAGGCUGGAGUUCACAGAGUUCAAAGAAUUCCAGAGACGGAAAAAUCAGGUCGUAUGCAUACCAGUACCGUGUCGGUGAUGAUAAUACCGCAACCAACUGACAUAGAAGUCAAUAUCGAAGAUAAAGAUUUAAGGAUUGAGACGAAGAGAGCUUCCGGUGCUGGUGGGCAACACGUAAACACAACAGACUCCGCUGUCAGAAUCACUCAUUUGCCCACUGGAAUUUCUGUCGAAUCUCAAAGUGACAGAUCUCAGAUAAAAAAUCGACGUAUCGCACUUCUUCGACUCCGUACCAUCAUUUACGAAAAGCAGCUCAAUGAACAGCGUGAAACUUCAACCAAAUUGAGAAAAAAACAAAUGGGCCUUGGUAAUCGUAAUGAAAAAAUUCGAACUUACAAUUUCAACCAAGACCGCAUCACGGAUCACAGAAUUUCUGAUGGCACGAUGCACAAUUUAAAAAGAUUCUUAGAGGGUGGAUGUGAUUUGGAAGAACUACAAAUAAAAUUACAGAAAGCUUUGCAAAUGAAAAUGUUACAAGACAUCGUUAGAAAAGUCAUCAAUGAAAAGUAGUAUCGCAUUGUUUUAGAAAUUCUCUGUGUACAUAAAUGACAGUUUUGUAAAUCAAUAAAUUCCAGUAUAUCCUUCA